Messenger RNA from Lodderomyces orthopsilosis Co 90-125, 549 nucleotides. RefSeq lists its product as uncharacterized. Bases 1 to 549 code for a protein of 182 amino acids. Gene Ontology annotation, biological process: phospholipid transport. Gene Ontology annotation, molecular function: phosphatidic acid transfer activity. Lineage: Eukaryota; Fungi; Ascomycota; Pichiomycetes; Serinales; Debaryomycetaceae. Gene Ontology annotation, cellular component: mitochondrial intermembrane space. The transcript has a single exon. The record is from RefSeq and is a predicted model, not a curated record.
AUGAAGUUAUUUCAGGCAGAUCAUUUAUUCAAUUAUCCUUGGGAUCAAGUAACCGCCGCUAAUUGGCAAAAAUACCCUAACGAGCUUUCAACGCAUGUGGUUUCAGUUGAUGUUUUAAACAGAAGCUUAGUUAAUGACCAUAUUCUACGCACCGAAAGGUUAAUUGGGUGCAAACAAUCAAUACCGCGAUGGCUUUCAUUCUUGGUUGGUGGAGCAUCAAUGAGUUAUGUUCGUGAAGUGUCAGAAAUAGAUUUAAAUAACAAGACUUUGGUGAUGAAAUCAAUGAAUUUAACGAUGAAUCAUUUGUUGUUGGUGAAGGAAACUGUUAUUUAUAGACCUGAUUUGGAUUUACCAUCACACAAGACUACGUUUAACCAGAGCGCAGAAAUCACCGCCUUUGCUGGGGUAUCGAAAUUGUGUGACAAAUUGGAACAUUGGAGCGUUGAAAGAUUUGGCCAAAAUGCUCAAACAGGGAGAUUGGCAUUUGAAAACGUUUUGAAUCGUUUAACUGAGAAAUGGGAACAAACUGGUGUUUUCUUAAAGAGUUGA